This is a messenger RNA of Solanum tuberosum (potato), 3025 nucleotides long. Its product is annotated as putative late blight resistance protein homolog R1B-12. The record is from RefSeq and is a predicted model, not a curated record. The coding region runs from base 204 to 1982 and encodes 592 amino acids. Gene Ontology annotation, biological process: defense response to other organism. Gene Ontology annotation, molecular function: ADP binding. NCBI's taxonomy places the organism in Eukaryota, Viridiplantae, Streptophyta, Magnoliopsida, Solanales, Solanaceae. The transcript has 2 exons.
UACCAGUUGGAAAUCCAUCAUCUCUUUUAAUUAUAAACAAAUGAUAAAGGGUGAGUAUCCUAUGUGUUUGUCCCCCAUUUAGAAAAAGGUGGAGAUAAGAAAAGUAAAUCAUGUGGACAAAAUCUCUUAGCAUAAGAAAAACAUAGCAGGGAGAUUAAAUCUGCAAGACUCUAUCGUUUAGUUAUUCCAGCAAACAAAGAGAAAUGGCUUAUGCUGCUCUUUCUUCACUUAUCUAUACAUUGGAACAACUCAUGAAACCUAAUCAAUCUUUGGUUUGUCGAAGCUGCACACAACAUAUGGAAUCUAUCUAUCAAAAUCUUUCUGCUAUGCAAGUUUUCCUUGAAGAUACGACGAAGGAAACCAAAGAUGUUGAAACUCUUAAGGUUAUAGAAAAGAGGAUCAGAGAUGUAAUAUACAAAGCAGAAGAUAGAAUCGAUUCAAGUCUAAGAAGCAUCAUUCUAGCAGAUCGCGAGGACAAGCGGCAAAAGGCUUGUAUAUCCUUUUAUGAAGAAUUGUUGAAAGUGGAACAACAAGUUUAUUUUCUCAACAAGGAGCUGAUGUUGAUCGAGUUUAACAACCAUGGAAGCAAAUCUGCAGAAUUAGCAACAAUGUCCUCUUCACUAGAAAAAAGUACAAUUGAGGAAAAUACUAUUGUUGGGAUGGAGGAUGACUUCAACACCAUACUUGAUCGCCUCACUGCCCAAACGAAGAAGUUAACUGUCAUACCAAUUUUUGGUAUGGGCGGUAUAGGUAAGACAACUCUUGCUAGAAAAGUUUAUGAUAAUUCAUAUAUUCGUUCUCGAUUUGAUAAACAUGCAUGGGUCACUGUCUCCGAAAAAUACAAUGAAAGACAAAUGUUGCUUGAAGUCGUCUCUUCAAUUACUGGAAGCAAUCAAGAAAUGAGCAAUGAUCGACUAAUGGAGAUUGUGUAUAGAGGUCUCAAGGGUCGGAGAUUUUUAAUUGUCAUAGAUGAUAUUUGGAGUACUAAGGCUUGGGACCAAAUGCAAAGAAUAUUUCCAAAUGAUGACAACAAUAAAAGCCGAAUUCUAUUAACCACUAGACUCAAGUAUGUUGCUGAUUAUGUCAGUUGUCCUGAUUUUCCGCCUCAUUGUAAGUCUUUCUUAAAUCUUGAUGAUAGUUGGAAUCUGUUCACUGAAAAAUUAUUCAAAAGAGAUCCUUGUCCUCUUCUACUAGAAGAAACUGGAAAACAUAUUGUACAACAAUGUCGAGGAUUGCCUCUUUCAGUUGUUGUGGUUGCUGGACUUCUUGGAAAAAUGGAUCCAACGUAUGAUAAUUGGAAGAAAGUUGAGGAAAAUCUGAACUCAUUCUUUGGUACGGUAUCUGAACAGUGCCAAUCAAUUCUUUCCUUGAGCUACAAUUACUUGCCCCAAUAUUUAAAGGCUUGUUUUCUCUAUGUUGGUGGUUUUCCAGAAGACAGAAAGAUUGAUGUUUCCAAUUUGAUUAGGCUAUGGAUUGCUGAGCAAUUCAUAAGGGAAAGAAGCAAUAAAAGGUUAGAAAUGGUGGCAAAGGAGUAUCUGGAAGAGUUAAUUGAUAGAAGUCUAAUUUUGGUUGGUAUACGAAAGGCUAAUGGAAGGAUGAGAACUUGCAAAAUUCAUGGUCUUCUUCGCCAACUAUGCCUAAGAGAAGCUCAUACUGAAAAUGUUUUGCAUGUCACGAAUAGGAAUGUCCCCGUGUCCUCAAAAGACGAUCCUACAAGUGUAACCCGCACCUUUAUUUCAAAGCAAUCUAUUAGUUCAGAUUUUCCAAAACGGAUUGGCUCCAUUGUUUCACAGUUCAAAUUGCUUAAGGUGUUGGAAGUAUUAUCAAUUGAUUACGAUUUCUCUUUUGUUAUACCUCAGCUUGUACAUUUGAGAUAUGUUGCUGCAAGAAUUAUGAUGGCUCUUUCACUAGCUAAAUUGAGAAAUCUACAGACCAUAAUUCUUCAAAGAAUUUUCAAAUUAAGGAAAAAUCGCCAGAGUUGAUUCUCCCACUAGAUAUUUGGACAAUGUCAGAGAUAAGACAUGUGGAUAUUGGAUUGCCACUAUAUAUAUCUAAUCCUCUUGAUGCCGAAAAUCAUAGUAUUGGUGAACAACCUCUGUUUCUGAACAACUUGCAAAUGCUUUAUCUCCGUCACACUCCUUUUGUUGCGGAAAUCAUAAGAAGAACUCCCAAUCUAAAAAAGCUAAAGAUUUUAGAUGAUUCUGAGCAUCCUGAUUGGCCUGCUAUUCUUGAUUCUCUCAGUCUUCUAGAAGAUCUCGAGACACUAUACAUAGAAACAGAAGAAAACAUUUUCUCUGGAGUUAUUUUGCCUUCUAAUAUCAAAAAACUGAUAUUAAGUCCUAAUAUCAAGAAAUUGAUAUUAACAGGUACUCGUAUACCAUGGGAAAUUGUGAAUUUGCUGGCUAAUUUACCCAAUCUUGAGGUGCUCAAAGGGUAUCGUGCAUUCGAUGGAACAGAUUGGAAACUAGAUGAAGAUGUUGUGUUUCACAAAUUAAAGUAUCUACUAAUUGUUGAGGUAGGUCUGGAAAGGUGGGAAGCAUGUAGUGAUAAUUUUCCGAUGCUUGAGCAACUAUUACUAGAUUGGUUGUAUGAACUGGAGGAGAUUCCGGAGAGUAUUGGAGAUAUAAUGACACUAAAAUUGAUCCAAAUAGAUGAUUGCAGCUCUGGUGUAGAGAAUAGUGCAAAGAGAAUUCAAGAAGAGCAAGAGAGCUUGGGAAAUUAUGAGCUUCAAGUUCGUAUUAUUAGUUACAGGAGUGUGUAGAAGGCUUUCCCAUCUAGUUGGGAACUCUGCUGGUGUUAACACUGAGUAAAUGAGAUAGCAUUUUGUAUUUUUUAUCCUGACACCUAUAUUCUGGAGCUUGUAUAUUUUUUCAUAAUCAGAUUUCUAUUUCCGAAAACAGUCUCCAUGGUAAGGUUUGCGUACAUUCUAGAGUUUCAUCAGGUAUAUUGUUGUUGUAUAAUCAGAUGUGUAGUGGAGCUUAUAAUAGUUAGAUUUCCGGAAUGUUCGAACAUUUUGAAUACUUGA